Acytostelium subglobosum LB1 is the source of this 294-nucleotide messenger RNA. RefSeq lists its product as hypothetical. The transcript has a single exon. Bases 1 to 294 code for a protein of 97 amino acids. Lineage: Eukaryota; Evosea; Eumycetozoa; Acytosteliales; Acytosteliaceae. The record is from RefSeq and is a predicted model, not a curated record.
AUGCUGUCUGACCUCUGCCGCCAAGAUGACCUCUGCCGCCAUGCUGACCUCUGCUGUCGUGCCGCCGAGCUGUCUGACCGCGACGCCGUGUUGACCUCUGCCGCCAUGCUGUCAGACCGCUGCCGCCGUCUUGACCUCUGCCGCCAUGCUGACCUCUGCUGUCGUGCCGCCGAGCUGUCUCUGACCUCUGUCUCCAAGAGCCUUUGUCUCUCAUCCUGCCACGAACCUCUGCACCAGCUAGACUGCCACAAUGCCGACAUUUGCCGCCGUGAUGUUGACCUGUUGCCGCCGUGA